AAAGCAAGAGAGAUCAGAUUGUUGCUGUGUCUGUAUAGAAAGAAGUAGACAUAGGAGACUCCAUUUUGUUCUGUACUAAGAAAAAUUCCUCUGCCUUGAGAUUCUGUUAAUCUAUAACCUUACCCCCAACCCCCUGCUCUCUGAAACAUGUGCUGUGUCAACUCAGAGUUAAAUGGAUUAAGGGCGGUGCAAGAUGUGCUUUGUUAAACAGAUGCUUGAAGGCAGCAUGCUCCUUAAGAGUCAUCACCACUCCCUAAUCUCAAGUACCCAGGGACACAAAAACUGCGGAAGGCCGCAGGGACCUCUGCCUAGGAAAGCCAGGUAUUGUCCAAGGUUUCUCCCCAUGUGAUAGUCUGAAAUAUGGCCUCGUGGGAAGGGAAAGACCUGACCGUCCCCCAGCCCGACACCCGUAAAGGGUCUGUGCUGAGGAGGAUUAGUAUAAGAGGAAGGCAUGCCUCUUGCAGUUGAGACAAGAGGAAGGCAUCUGUCUCCUGCCUGUCCCUGGGCAAUGGAAUGUCUCGGUAUAAAACCCGAUUGUAUGCUCCAUCUACUGAGAUAGGGAAAAACCGCCUUAGGGCUGGAGGUGGGACCUGCGGGCAGCAAUACUGCUUUGUAAAGCAUUGAGAUGUUUAUGUGUAUGCAUAUCUAAAAGCACAGCACUUAAUCCUUUACAUUGUCUAUGAUGCAAAGACCUUUGUUCACGUGUUUGUCUGCUGACCCUCUCCCCACUAUUGUCUUGUGACCCUGACACAACCCCCUUUUCUUUAAGCACCCACGAAUGAUCAAUAAAUACUAAGGGAACUCAGAGGCUGGCGGGAUCCUCCAUAUGCUGAACGCUGGUCCCCCGGGUCCCCUUAUUUCUUUCUCUAUACUUUGUCUCUGUGUCUUUUUCUUUCCUAAGUCUCUCGUUCCACCUUACGAGAAAGACCCACAGGUGUGUAGGGGCAACCCACCCCUACAUCUGGUGCCCAACGUGGAGGCUUUUCUCUAGGGUGAAGGUACGCUCGAGCGUGGUCAUUGAGGACAAGUCGACGAGAGAUCCCGAGUACAUCUACAGUCAGCCGUACGACAUUUGAAGUUCUACAAUGAACCCAUCAGAGAUGCAAAGAAAAGCGCCUCCACGGAGAUGGUAACACCAGUCACAUGGAUGAAUAAUCCUAUAGAAGUAUAUGUUAAUGAUAGUGUAUGGGUACCUGGCCCCACAGAUGAUCGCUGCCCUGCCAAACCUGAGGAAGAAGGGAUGAUGAUAAAUAUUUCCAUUGGAUAUCGUUAUCCUCCUAUUUGCCUAGGGAGAGCACCAGGAUGUUUAAUGCCUGCAGUCCAAAAUUGGCUGGUAGAAGUACCUACUGUCAGUCCCAUCAGUAGAUUCACUUAUCACAUGGUAAGCGGGAUGUCACUCAGGCCACGGGUAAAUUAUUUACAAGACUUUUCUUAUCAAAGAUCAUUAAAAUUUAGACCUAAAGGGAAACCUUGCCCCAAGGAAAUUCCCAAAGAAUCAAAAAAUACAGAAGUUUUAGUUUGGAAAGAAUGUGUGGCCAAUAGUGCGGUGAUAUUACAAAACAAUGAAUUCGGAACUAUUAUAGAUUGGGCACCUCGAGGUCAAUUCUACCACAAUUGCUCAGGACAAACUCAGUCGUGCCCAAGUACACAAGUGAGUCCAGCUGUUGAUAGUGACUUAACAGAAAGUUUAGACAAACAUAAGUAUAAAAAAUUACAGUCCUUCUACCCUUGGAAAUGGGGAGAAAAAGGAAUCUCUACCCCAAGACCAAAAAUAAUAAGUCCUGUUUCUGGUCCUGAACAUCCAAAAUUAUGGAGGCUUACUGUGGCCUCACACCACAUUAGAAUUUGGUCUGGAAAUCAAACUUUAGAAACAAGAGAUCGUAAGCCAUUUUAUACUAUCGACCUAAAUUCCAGUCUAACAGUUCCUUUACAAAGUUGCGUAAAGCCCCCUUAUAUGCUAGUUGUAGGAAAUAUAGUUAUUAAACCAGACUCCCAGACUAUAACCUGUGAAAAUUGUAGAUUGUUUACUUGCAUUGAUUCAACUUUUAAUUGGCAACACCGUAUUCUGCUGGUGAGAGCAAGAGAGGGCGUGUGGAUCCCUGUGUCCAUGGACCGACCUUGGGAGGCCUCGCCAUCCGUCCAUAUUUUGACUGAAGUAUUAAAAGGUGUUUUAAAUAGAUCCAAAAGAUUCAUUUUUACUUUAAUUGCAGUGAUUAUGGGAUUAAUUGCAGUCACAGCUACGGCUGCUGUAGCAGGAGUUGUAUUGCACUCUUCUGUUCAGUCGGUAAACUUUGUUAAUGAUUGGCAAAAAAAUUCUACAAGAUUGUGGAAUUCACAAUCUAGUAUUAAUAAAAAAUUGGCAAAUCAAAUUAAUGAUCUUAGACAAACUGUCAUUUGGAUGGGAGACAGACUCAUGAGCUUAGAACAUCGUUUCCAGUUACAGUGUGACUGGAAUACGUCAGACUUUUGCAUUACACCCCAAAUUUAUAAUGAGUCUGAGCAUCACUGGGACAUGGUUAGACGCCAUCUACAGGAAAGAGAAGAUAAUCUCACUUUAGACAUUUCCAAAUUAAAAGAACAAAUUUUCAAAGCAUCAAAAGCCCAUUUAAAUCUGGUGCCAGGAACUGAGACAAUUGCAGGAGUUGCUGAUGGCCUCGCAAAUCUUAACCCUGUCACUUGGGUUAAGACCAUCGGAAGAAUUUUCUGUCCACUUGCCGACUCUCAAUACUUCCAGGAUAAAAGCAGUGUUAUGAGAAUAAGGAGUGCAAAAGAAAAUCUGGAACUACAGAAAAUCUGCAGUUCUGCCCGUUCCCAGCUGUCUGAGGGCACCUUGGCCUUAAUUGCCAGCCCAGAAGAUUCAGCCCGCUCCAAAGGGCUGAUGAGAGCCAGAUUGCCUUAUAUCUGUGCUGGGGAGCACAGCAGCAACCAGCCACGUGUGACUACAGAGCACUGGAAACGUGGCCAGUCGGAAUUGUAA
Molecule: messenger RNA, 2977 nt
Organism: Gorilla gorilla gorilla (western lowland gorilla)
Lineage: Eukaryota; Metazoa; Chordata; Mammalia; Primates; Hominidae
Product: endogenous retrovirus group K member 18 Env polyprotein-like
Exons: 5
Coding region: 1127-2977 (616 amino acids)
Molecular function (GO): structural molecule activity
Source: RefSeq, a predicted model, not a curated record